This is a messenger RNA of Passer montanus (Eurasian tree sparrow), 1307 nucleotides long. RefSeq names its product circadian associated repressor of transcription (gene CIART). The record is from RefSeq and is a predicted model, not a curated record. Gene Ontology annotation, molecular function: RNA polymerase II cis-regulatory region sequence-specific DNA binding. The coding region runs from base 1 to 1095 and encodes 364 amino acids. Gene Ontology annotation, cellular component: nucleus. Gene Ontology annotation, biological process: circadian regulation of gene expression; negative regulation of DNA-templated transcription. Lineage: Eukaryota; Metazoa; Chordata; Aves; Passeriformes; Passeridae. The transcript is spliced from 4 exons.
AUGGGAGCGGGGUGGGGCGGGGCCCGGGCCGAGGCACGUGCGGCCGCGCACGUGUCCGCGUGGGGCCGCCGCGGGCGGGGCGGGAGCGGCACCGGGGACACGGAGACCGGGACAGCGGAACAGCGGCACGGGAAACGGGGCACCGGCACCGGGACAGCGCGAUACCGGCACCGGGGCACCGACACCGGAACACCGGCACCGGGACACCGAUACCGGCACAGCGAUACCGGCACCAGGACACCGCCACCGGAACACCGAUACCGGCACAGCGACACCGGCACCGGGACACCGCCGCCGGAACACCGAUACCGGCACCGGGACACCGAUACCGGCACAGCGACACCGGCACCGGGUCACGGAUCGCUGUUUUGGGGGGAGUGGGAUCUGUCCUGGGGCUGGGGGUCUUAUGGCACCGGGCAUGUCCUGGGGCUGGGAAUGGUUCCUCGGGGUCUCUUGGGGCUGGGGGUGGUCCUGGGUGAAGGGUCCCACUGCCAGGUGGGUCCCGCACCCCCUCCUCUGUCUCAGGAGACCCCAGACCUGCUCCCCCCCGCGAGGCAGCACUGGGGGGGGUGUGGGGAUGACACACUUCGUUGUCUUCCAUUUUUGUCCGAUUUCCCGCGGUGUUUCUCUCCCUCUCUCGCUCCCCCAGGCAGCCCGGGCUGGGUGACCCCGCUGGAGCUGAGCGCAGCCAGAGGCUCCCCUGGGGGGGCCACCAUGGAGCCCCCCGCCCGCGCCUGCUCCUGCGGCUCCCCCGCCUCUGACAGCGGGGCCGAGGCCGGCGGCUCCCCCCGGAGCCCCCCCAAAGCCGAGCGCAGCCGCAAGCGCCCGGGGGGGCUGGAGCGGGCACCCCCCGACUCGCCGGGGGGGAAGCGCCCGCGGAAAGGGGAGGGGGGCGAUGCCCCUCCCAGCGAUGGGGAUCGCCUCUUCGCCCAAAAGUGCCGGGAGCUCCGGGGCUUCAUCCGGCCGCUGGCGGAGCUGCUGGAGGGGCUGCGCCGGGGCCGCUACGACAGAGGGCUGAGCAGCUUCCAGCAGAGCGUGGCCAUGGACCGGCUCCAGCGGAUCAUCGGCGUCCUGCAGAAGCCCGAAAUGGGGUGAGCGUCCCCGGCCACCCCCGGGGGGCGGGCACGGGGGUGUCCCCGCUGCGCAGGCGGUGACAGGAGCUCUCUGUCCCCGCAGCGCUCGCUACCUGGGGACGCUGCUGCAGGUCGAGGCCAUGCUGCGCCUCUGGUUCCCGCACGUCGCCCCCAAAGCCGCGCUGGAGCCGGCUCCCCCCGCGGCCGCCCCGCGCCGCCGCCCCCCCGCCGGUC